Molecule: messenger RNA, 1370 nt
Organism: Loxodonta africana (African savanna elephant)
Lineage: Eukaryota; Metazoa; Chordata; Mammalia; Proboscidea; Elephantidae
Gene: ZCWPW2
Product: zinc finger CW-type and PWWP domain containing 2
Exons: 8
Coding region: 161-1234 (357 amino acids)
Cellular component (GO): nucleus
Molecular function (GO): zinc ion binding
Source: RefSeq, a predicted model, not a curated record
GUCUUUGUAGGAUGGGGGUGGGGGGUGGGUGGUGGCCAAAGAUGAUAUCAAUGAAGUAUGUUUCUGACUUGGGGUUGAAUUAUCUCUACUUACAUGUACUCUUGAAUUCUUAUGCUUUUAUUUUCCCCUCUUUUAUUUAUUUUCCAGCUGAACAUCAGUUAUGGAGAAAGAAAACUUGGUCAGUGAGAGAACUGUAGAACAUGGUAACACUGUAAUGGAUUCCUCAGUGGAAAACAUGUAUGUAAACAAAGUGUGGGUUCAAUGUGAGAAUGAAAACUGUUUGAAAUGGAGGUUGUUGUCAAGUGAGAAUGCAGUCAGAGUUGACCACAGUGAACCGUGGUACUGUUUCAUGAACACUGAUUCAAGAUACAAUAGGUGCUCUAUUUCUGAGGAAGACUUCCCUGAAGAAUCUCAGCUUCAUCAAAGUGGAUUCAAGAUUGUCUAUUCACAGCUCCCUCUUGGAAGCCUGGUUUUGGUAAAAUUACGUCAUUGGCCAAGUUGGCCAGGGAUACUUUGCCCUGAUCCUUUUAAAGGGAAAUACGUGGCCUAUGACCUGGAUGGAAAUGUUGAACAGUAUCACAUAGAAUUCCUGGGUGAUCCCCAUUCAAGAUCAUGGAUAAACGCAACAUUUGUUGGACAUUAUAGUGUCACAUUAAAGCCAGGAACAUGUAAGAAUAAAAAGAAGUGGUAUAAAAGUGCACUACAAGAAGCUUACCUACUCUAUGGAUAUUCUCAUGAGCAAAGACUGGAAAAGUGUUACCUAUCAAAACAAGAUAAACCCAAAGCAGAUAUCAAAGUUGCUGUGGCGGCCAAGAAAAGGAUACGAGUUUCCAAAAAUAAUACAGAAAAGAAAAAGCCUAAAUUUAGAAAAAGGAAAAGGAAAGCUAUUUUAAAAUGCUCUUUUGAAAAUGUUUGUUCAGAUGAUGCCUUAUCAAAGGAAAACAUGGUUGUCUCCGAGACAGAAAUUUUACUAAAAGAGCUGGAGCAAAUGCUACAGCAGGCACUGGAGCCCACGGCAACACCUGAUGAGUCUGAAGAAGAAUGCGGAGAGGAGAGAAAUCCAGGAGAAAAGCUGACUAAGUGCAGCCCUGAAGCUCCUGCAGGCAGCCCAUCUGAGAACGACUCUGAAGAGGACUAUCUUUUAAUUGACGGACUAAAAUUAAAAGCUGGAGAAUGUAUUGAGAAUAUAACCAACAAGUUUAAAGAAAUAGAUGCCUUGAUGUCUGAAUUUUAGGGCGUGGUACAGAUUUUCAAAGUUAAUUAGAAAAACAUUUGCAUCUCUGUAUUUUCCUGAAGUCAAAAGCUUGAAAAUGUUUAGCAAAACAGUGUACACUAUACCAAAGUGGGUAUUUGUAAUGACUCUAUAUUUU